AUGACCAAAACGAUGGAUAUUGAUAAUAAUAAUGAAGAUUUGAUUCAUACGAAAACCGUUUUUCGACGUCAUUCAAAAGGUCCUGUUAUGUUUAAUGGAUGUUCACCAUCAGGUGAUGUUAUUAUAAUUGAUAAUAUUAGUCAAAAAAAAUCCUAUGAUCUAACUGGAUGGUAUAUUGAACGACAAACAGAUUCUCAACAAUUUCUUCGAUAUACAUUUACAAAUAAAUUUAUUCUUCCACCAAUGACAACAAUAGAAUUAUGGUCAACUACAUCAACACCUAUAUCAAUAUCAAAUGAGCUAGAACAUAAUCAAUCACCAGAAUCAUACGAACAAAAACAGACAUUUAUUAUAAUUAAAACAAAAUUAUUAACAUGGAAUACAGCUCGACAAUGGAAUGCAGUUGGCUUGCUUGGUCAACAAAUAAGUGGUCUUUUCUCUGGUCUUUUUACAGACCUUUUUGGUGGAUUUGGCAAACGUGGAUUAUCAGAUCUCAUGAACAUUAAUAUUGGUGAAGUUGUGAACCAAUUUGUUGCUCAAGUUAAACAAAUCUAUCAACGUUUAAUAACAGUCUUUGCUCAAAUUGUUCAACAUGCUGAAGAUUGGAUCCAAAAACCUGAUUGGGCACGUAUUGAAUUUGCUCGUGCUGGCGCUGAUGCUGAACAAGCUAUUUCACAAAUCCAUCUUGGCGUUGAAUUCUUACAACCACUCGUUAAUCUUGUUCAAACUCAUUUACAAGCUCUCAUCCCCGAUUUCGAAGGAAUCAUUCAUCAAGUUCUCGCCGCUAUUCAACACCCAGUUCAAUCACUCAUUGGUACUGGUGGUCUUUUACAACCAUAA
Rotaria sp. Silwood2 is the source of this 840-nucleotide messenger RNA. Lineage: Eukaryota; Metazoa; Rotifera; Eurotatoria; Philodinida; Philodinidae. The record is from the annotation of a GenBank genome assembly.